Messenger RNA from Chanos chanos (milkfish), 2262 nucleotides. It is a transcript of the gene mre11a, whose product is annotated as MRE11 homolog A, double strand break repair nuclease. Gene Ontology annotation, cellular component: site of double-strand break; nucleus; Mre11 complex. The transcript has 20 exons. Gene Ontology annotation, biological process: meiotic DNA double-strand break formation; double-strand break repair via homologous recombination; mitotic G2 DNA damage checkpoint signaling. NCBI's taxonomy places the organism in Eukaryota, Metazoa, Chordata, Actinopteri, Gonorynchiformes, Chanidae. The record is from RefSeq and is a predicted model, not a curated record. The coding region runs from base 1 to 2262 and encodes 753 amino acids. Gene Ontology annotation, molecular function: single-stranded DNA endonuclease activity; 3'-5'-DNA exonuclease activity; manganese ion binding.
AUGACAUCUUCCGGAAACACAGUGGAUGAUGAUGACACUUUUAAGAUUCUCAUUGCCACUGAUAUCCACCUGGGCUACCUGGAGAAAGAUGCUGUUCGGGGGAAUGACACUUUUGUGACAUUCGAUGAGAUCAUGCAGUGUGCCAAAAAGAAUGAGGUGGAUUUUAUUCUGUUGGGUGGGGAUCUGUUUCAUGACAAUAAGCCCUCUCGUAAAGCCAUGCACAGCUGUAUUGAGAUCAUGAGGAAAUACUGUAUGGGUGAUACGCCAAUCCUAUUUGAGAUCCUCAGUGACCAGGCUGUCAACUUUGGCAACAGCAGGUUUCCAUGGGUGAAUUACCAGGACGAGAACCUUAACAUCUCCAUCCCCAUCUUUAGUGUGCAUGGUAACCAUGACGACCCAACAGGGGCUGACGGUCUGUGUGCGUUGGACCUGUUGAGCUGUGCCGGGCUCUUGAAUCAUUUCGGCCGAAGCCGGUCCGUGGAGAAACUGGAGAUAAGCCCCCUGCUGCUGCAGAAAGGAUCCACCAGGAUCGCCCUCUAUGGCAUCGGUUCCAUCCCAGAUGAGAGGCUGUACCGGAUGUUCGUCAAUAACCAGGUGACCAUGCUCCGCCCACGAGAGGACGAGAACAGCUGGUUUAACCUCUUUGUCAUCCACCAGAACAGGAGUAAGCACGGUGCCACUAACUACAUUCCGGAGCAGUUUUUGGAUGAUUUUCUGGACCUGGUGGUGUGGGGCCAUGAACAUGAGUGUAAGAUCGCUCCAGUCCGCAAUGAACAGCAGCUCUUCUAUGUCAGCCAGCCCGGCAGCUCCGUGGCCACCUCACUGUCCCCGGGAGAGGCUGUCAAAAAGCACAUCGGGCUGUUGAGAGUCAAAGGGCGGAAGAUGAACCUCCAGAAGAUUCCGCUGCAGACGGUGAGGCAGUUUUUAAUUGAGGAUGUGGUGCUGGCUGAUCACCCCAAUCUCUUCAGCCCAGAGCAGCCCAACGUCACAAACAAAGUCCAGGCCUUCUGCCAGGAGAAGGUGGAGGAGAUGUUGGAGGAAGCUGAGAGAGAACGACUGGGGAAUCCACUGACGCCGGAAAAACCUCUUAUCAGACUCAGAGUGGACUACAGUGGGGGGUUUGAGGUGUUUAAUACCAUGCGUUUUAGCCAGAAGUUUGUUGACCGUGUGGCGAAUCCUAAAGACAUCCUGCACUUUAUCCGACACAGAGAAGCUAAGGACAAUGUUAAAGAGGACAGUCUGAACUUUGAUGCCCUGUUGUCUCGGCCGUCCUCUGAGGUCCUGCAGCUGAGAGUAGAGGAUCUGGUGAAGGAAUACUUUCAGACUGCUGAGAAGAACAUGCAGCUGUCCUUGCUGACGGAGCAGGGCAUGGGCAAAGCGGUUCAGGAGUACGUGGACAAAGAAGAACGUGAUGCUAUUGAAGAACUGAUCAAUUACCAACUGGAGAAGACACAGCGCUACCUCAAGGAGAGGCGUGUGGAGGCCACGGAGGAGAAGAUUGAUGAAGAGAUCCGUCGCUUCAGAGAUUCAAAGAAAAACACUUCAGAGGAAGAUGAGGAAGUACAAGAGGCUAUAAACCGGGCUCGAGCUCACAGAGACCGAGGUGACUCUGUGAGAGAGAACGAUGCCGACCUAUCAGAUGAACCCGUCGACGUUACCAUGGAAUCAGACGAAGACUCCGCCCCCGGCCCGCCAGUCCGUGGGAGAGGGCGUGGCUCCAGGGGCAGGGGGGGACGGGGUCAAAGUACAGCAACACGAGGAAGAGGAAGAGCAUCUGCGUCCCAGUCUGGGCGGGGAAGUCGUUCCCAGAAAGCACCUCUCUCCAGCCCUGCGAAAACCAAGUCCAUUAUGGAGGCCUUUCGUGCUCCGACACAGAGAAGCUCCCGCGGUCAGGGGUCAAAAUCCUAUGCUGAAGAGGUACGUAUAGACACACUCGAGGAUGAGUCCAAUGAAAACGUGUGCGCCUCCCUCUCAGUUUCAGCUUUAUUCGUGUCGUCGACGCUCCAGUCGGGGCCGCACGCGCGGAGUGGCCCCUGGGUAGAGUUCCUCGCUCUGGGUCACAUAAUUAUCGAUGAUGAUGAAUCAGAUGAAGACAUUUACCCAGUGAAGACAUCCAAGCCUACACAAAGGCCAGCCUCCGCUGCCUCCAGUAGCCGCAGCUCACAGAGUCAGAGCCAGACGUAUAAAGGGGUGUGUUUUGAAGACGACGAUGAGGAGGAGUUUGACCCGUUUAAAGGAUCGAGUCGACGGGGAAGGCGAUAA